Messenger RNA from Rhizoctonia solani, 1800 nucleotides. Its product is annotated as FGGY-family carbohydrate kinase. Gene Ontology annotation, molecular function: kinase activity; phosphotransferase activity, alcohol group as acceptor. The transcript is spliced from 14 exons. Gene Ontology annotation, biological process: carbohydrate metabolic process. The record is from RefSeq and is a predicted model, not a curated record. Bases 1 to 1800 code for a protein of 599 amino acids. NCBI's taxonomy places the organism in Eukaryota, Fungi, Basidiomycota, Agaricomycetes, Cantharellales, Ceratobasidiaceae.
AUGAGCACCUCAACUGGAGAAAAAUACUAUCUGGGUGUAGAUGUAGGCACCGGUUCCGCACGCGCUGCCUUGGUUUCGCCUACAGGCCAACUUUUGGCAUCGUCCACUCAAGCGACUACAACAUGGCGUUCUGACACUGACGCUCGUAUUUUUGAACAAUCUACGACGGAAAUCUGGAAACAAAUUUGUAUUGCUACGCGGGAAUGCCUCGCGACUGCCAAAGUUUCCCCUUCUGACGUUGCUGGAAUUGGGUUCGACGCGACUUGUUCGCUAGCUGUUACUAAUCGACAAGGAGAGCCUGUUUGUGUGACUGGUGGGAAAGAGCUAGGAGGCACGGGAGAGAGAAAUAUCGUGUUGUGGGCAGAUCAUCGUGCUGAAGAGGAGGCGGGAAUUAUCAACUCGAGCGGAGCUGUCGUAUUGGACUAUGUCGGAGGCACGAUGAGUCUCGAGAUGGAGAUUCCCAAAAUCCUCUGGCUCAGCAGACACAUGUCUCCUGAGAAAUUCGCCCAAUGCCAAUUCUUUGAUUUACCCGAUUGGCUGACGUACAAGUCGACCGGUUCGCAAGCUCGCUCCACUUGUUCUUUGACAUGCAAAUGCUCGUUUGUUCCGCCCGGUGCGACCGAGGCAGCACACGGCUGGGUACCCGAGUUUUUCAGGAAGAUUGGGCUAGGAUCGUUGGUGGAUGAUGGUUUCGCCGCGUUGGGCGGAUGGGGCGUGACUGCUCCUUCGGACAAGAAUGGCGAUCCCGGAAUCGUCUUGACAGCCGGUCAACCUGUUGGACAUGGUCUGACGAAACAGGCGGCCGAGGAGCUUGGACUGGUCGAGGGCACGCCCGUAGGAAGCGCUGUGAUUGAUGCUUACGCAGGCUGGAUUGGUACCGUUGCGGCCCGGUACAAGACCAAAUCUGGGGAAGAACUGAGUCCUGCACCUGGACUUGAGGCGUCUGGUGAGCGGCUGGCAGCUGUGGCUGGGACGAGUACGUGUCAUGUCAUUCAGAGCCCCAAGGGAAUUUUUGUUCCUGGUGUUUGGGGACCCUACAAGAAUGCUGUGUUCCCUGGGUGGUGGAUGAAUGAGGGUGGACAGUCGAGUACUGGCCAGCUCAUCGACUUUGUUUUGACCACCCAUGCUGCCUACCCGCGCCUUCAAGCGCUCGCCAAAGAACAGCAAAAGAGUGUGCAUGUUGUAUUGGCUGAGAAACUCGAAGCAUUGAGACUGGAAGCCGGAGCAGAUAGCCUAGUCGAACUAACCAAGGACGUCCAUUUCUAUCCUGAUUUACACGGCAACCGAUCUCCUCUUGCCGACCCACAGAUGCGCGGCUCGAUCGUCGGUCUCAAGCUCGACUCUGGACUGGGCGACCUUGCACUCAAAUUCAAUGUCACUCUCGAAGCUAUCGCCCUUCAAACGAGGCAUAUCGUCGAGACUAUGAAUGCGCGUGGACAUACUGUUCGGUCGAUCUUCAUGUCUGGUGGACAGGCUGCGAAUACCAAGUUGAUGCAAUUGUUUGCGGAUACGAUCGGCGUUCCGGUUAUACUGCCUCAAUCCCACUCGGCGGCGGUUGUGCUCGGCGCAGCAAUGCUCGGAAGGCAAUCUUAUGCGGGCCAAAAAGUGGCGGAAGAGGCGAGUGAAAAGACCAAGGAGGAUCUAUGGAAAAUUAUGGAAAUGACACCGCCCGGCACGGAAGUUCAUCCCAAGGCCUCGCCCAAGGAAUCCAAACUGCUCGACGCCAAGUAUAGCAUCUUUUUGGAGGCGAUUGAUAUUCAGAGGAGGUGGAGACGGGAAAUGGCGGCUGCGGGUCAGUAA